Aquila chrysaetos chrysaetos is the source of this 4875-nucleotide messenger RNA. RefSeq names its product potassium channel tetramerization domain containing 10 (gene KCTD10). The transcript is spliced from 7 exons. The record is from RefSeq and is a predicted model, not a curated record. Lineage: Eukaryota; Metazoa; Chordata; Aves; Accipitriformes; Accipitridae. Bases 184 to 1119 code for a protein of 311 amino acids. Gene Ontology annotation, cellular component: Cul3-RING ubiquitin ligase complex. Gene Ontology annotation, biological process: proteasome-mediated ubiquitin-dependent protein catabolic process; negative regulation of Rho protein signal transduction; protein homooligomerization. Gene Ontology annotation, molecular function: ubiquitin-protein transferase activity; protein binding.
CAUUCCAUCCUGUCACAUUGUGAGGCAAAACAGUUAACCACAGGGACGCAGCUUGAUUAAGGAUUUAUCGUUAGCGGCUCUCAGAGCAUUUGCAGUGCUAAGCUAAUGUGUUCCUGUUACAGCGUGUGACCUCGUUAGCUGACUGGAGUCCACUUUGUCUGGGGACUACGGGCAGAGGAAGAGAUGUCGGGAGAAAGUGUGGUGAGCUCAGCAGUGCCGGCGGCUGCGACUCGCACGACCUCCUUCAAAGGGACGAGUCCGAGCUCCAAGUAUGUCAAGCUGAACAUUGGCGGUGCCCUCUACUACACCACCAUGCAGACCCUUACCAAGCAGGACACCAUGCUCAAGGCCAUGUUCAGUGGCCGAAUGGAAGUCCUCACGGACAGUGAAGGCUGGAUCCUGAUCGACCGCUGUGGAAAACAUUUUGGGACAAUACUGAACUACCUGCGCGAUGGGGCUGUGCCGCUCCCUGAGAGCCGCAGGGAGAUAGAAGAGUUGUUGGCUGAAGCAAAGUACUACCUGGUCCAGGGGCUGGUGGACGAGUGCCAAGCAGCCUUGCAGCAGAACAAAGAUGCAUAUGAACCAUUCUGCAAGGUACCAGUCAUCACAUCUUCCAAAGAAGAGCAAAAACUUAUAGCCACUUCUAACAAGCCAGCUGUGAAGUUGCUGUAUAACAGAAGCAACAACAAAUAUUCCUACACCAGCAACUCUGAUGACAACAUGCUGAAGAACAUCGAGCUAUUCGAUAAGCUGUCCUUGAGGUUUAAUGGGAGAGUGCUCUUUAUAAAAGAUGUGAUUGGAGAUGAGAUCUGCUGCUGGUCUUUUUAUGGGCAGGGGCGGAAGAUUGCCGAAGUCUGUUGCACUUCCAUUGUUUAUGCUACUGAGAAAAAACAGACAAAGGUGGAGUUCCCAGAAGCCCGCAUUUACGAGGAGACACUGAACAUUCUGCUGUACGAGUCCCAGGAUGGGAGGGGACCCGACAAUGCGCUCUUGGAAGCUACAGGAGGGGCAGCUGGCCGCUCCCAUCACUUAGAUGAAGAUGAGGAGCGAGAGCGCAUUGAACGUGUGCGAAGAAUUCAUAUUAAACGUCCGGAUGACAGGGCCCAUCUGCAUCAGUGAGCCAAGCAACAGCAGCAGACUGCGCAGCUCUGUCUGGAAGGUGCUGCCCUUCGUCUGAUCGAUUAUCUGCAGCAGAGGACCAGGCGGUUUAACUUCUGUUCAGCAAAAUCUGUAAAUUACGUUUUGUAACAAACUAGAUUAUUUGGGGUAUUUAAAUGCAGUAGUUCUAGGACAAGAAUAAAUAAGGUUACUGGGCAUACGAUAGAUACUGUAAGGACCUAUUGAGCAUCUGGAGAAAUGCCCUGAAUUUUUAGCACUCUUGUCUGCUAUUUUGUGGCUAGAGAGGAAGAGGGCUGGCUUCCUUUGGCUUUAGUAAUUAUCCUGCACUUUAAAAACAAAACAAAAGAAAAAACAAACAAACAAAAAGGUCAGUCAGCCAUACACCUUCCCGCCGGGCACUCAUUGACCCUGUCUCCUCCUAGGCGUUCAGAUGUGGGAGAAAUGCAGUGAUGUAAACACACCAGAGCUACUGCAGAGCUCCCUUUCUCCCAGGCCUGCAGGCGAUAGGGUUGGUAGCUCAGGAGUGCCUCGGUGUGACUCCCAGAAGGACAAAUGACACGUGCUGAUUAGAUUUCCUGUAGUGCUGGGGUGCAGAGGGAGCCCUCGGAACGUUGGGAGGGAGCAGGAGGAGCUGCUUGGGCUUGGCUGGCCAGGCGGCUGGCUGUGGCUUCCUGCAGCUCUCAGGACCUCCUCAAAAGGUUCAGUGGAGCUUCUACAGCACUGAACUGUGGAGACCCACCCCUGCUUUAUCCAUGCAGUUCAAAGGUGGAAGAUGUUAAAAUUCCUCCAAAAGGAGGAUCAGGAGCAAAUUGUAUGUGUUUGCUUUUCCUUAGGGUGGUGUUGCUACCAGUUAGAGCUUCAAUUUCUGCCUGACCCUGGGUCUCAGCUGGGGAGUUUAUUUCCAUCAGAUGGCAGGUUGGUAAGCUGUGCUUUCUUUACUACAGGUAAAGCAAUAGUCAUUGCAGGUUCAAACACUCUAUGCCAGCCUAGUGUAGGUAGGAGGCCAGCAGCCAUAGUUCAGUUCUGUAACCAAUACAGGAGCAUUGUCUUGCUUUGAGCGAGGGCAACGGGAGUACCACAGGGAAGAAGAGUAGACAGUGGCCCAGAAGCAGUUAUUCCUUGUUUGACUUCAUCCUGAGCAUAUUCCAAGUCUUUUCAGAAAUGGCAGCUGUGUGUGAAAGAGCAGAGCUAAAAUGUUGUGUAGAGAAGACCUCUGUAGUCUAGUUUUCUAAGAGUACUUUUCUAUUAUAAAUGAAUAUUUUAUCUACCUCCUCAUCUCUUGUUGCCUGUUGUGGAGUCACGUAACAAUUAUAGUGGAAGAUCGUGUAUUAUUCAGUAGGGCUGGAUGCUAAAGGAUAAUGAGCAGAACCACAGCUGUAAUGGUUAAUGUAACAAAUCCUGAGAAGGAGAGAAACCUGAUGUAGGAAGUCUUAAACUUGCAAUCAGGCUGGCACCUUGGCAGACACCAGAGUGCUGUGGCCCAUUCUAGAGAUUUUUUGACCCUUCAUCUGGAAUAUCUAGUGCUGGCCUUAAUGGCCAGACAUCUUAUACAGAGCAGCAGCUCUGUGUUCCUGUUCCUCAGUGAGGUGGUUAUUUGCUUUUGCCCAACUUCCUGCUGCAAGGAUUCCUGCUCCUAGCUCAGGGCUGUUAAUGGCAUGUUAACGUUUUAAAAACCAAAGGUGUUGCCAGCAUCACCAGCUACAUUACUCCAAUGCUUCUAUUUGACAUAGCAGUUACAGCCCAAACUAUGUAUAGCUUGUCCAUAGAGGCUAAAGUAAAGCAUUAAAUGUUUGCUCAGUGGUACAAUUUUGGGUCAUCAAGUAAAGCUAAAAAGAUUUCAAAGGUAGGCUGAGGUCAUCUUUCUAGUAACCAAAGACUUUUUUUUCCUGUUACAGACAGCUGUUGUCUGUGGCAGAUGUGGUUGUUGUACCUGUCUCCUCUACUCUUUCUUCUUUAGUUACUGAUUUAUAAGUAGGAGCUCAACAGUAAACAGUUAUCCUGUAGUUCAGCAGCUUCAGCGAUGUCCUGACGGUUACAGGGUUCUAUUUUAAGCUGUACUUAACUUGUGUUUGCAACACACUUUGUAGAAGUCCAUAGUGCAGAUUGUCGUUGUGAAGGAGCCAGUGCCUCUCCCUUCUUACCUUCCUUAUGUGAUAAGUCAGGGAGUGUGGAAGGAAAGUCCUCUGAAUUGCUGUGUUUCUCCAGCACUGUGUACUUUGACACUUCCUGGCAUGGGCUGGGCUGUUUAUGGGUUUCUGAGCAUCUGUAACAGAUCUACUGCCCUUGAAGGGGUCUAGACUCUGCACUGUGUAAAGCCAUUUGGUCUAACUAACUAACUAACUGACUCCCACAUCUCAGCAGUCCCACUGUGCUCCUGCCAGCCAUCAGUGGGUAAAAAGGAAACACCAGCCAAUGACUGUAGAAUACGGUGGUAGUCCUGCAGCAAACCCUGCUCCCUUCAUUAAUGCUAGAGAGCUGGCUCUCUCCUGUGAGAUAGGAGGGAGAGGCCAUCUUCAUCCUCAGCUGUGCUGAAGUACCUGCUUUCCCCAUACAGUGCAGGGGAGACUCCAGCAACCCAGCCCUGGCUGCUCAGACAAAAUCCAGUCACGUCCUGUGGUGUAAGAGCAGGUUCAGCUCCAGGAGGUGACAUGUGUUGACACCAGUGCUAAGCACCUGACAGAUCACAUCUAUGUGAUUAACUUCUCUGUAAAUAGAUUCUUAACUGGCUUCAGGAUUUCCUCUUUCAGGUUUUGCAAACUAAGUUCUUGAAAAACAGGGGAUGAUUAUUUUUAAUCUUUGUACAGUGGUUUACGUAGCUAUUGGUUUAGUAAGUCACUCCAGGAGAGUUUGAGUAAGUUUAAGUUUUGUUACUGCAUUUAUGGGCAGACUCUGCCUUAACACACUUCUGACUUAACCCUCUGUGUGCUGUAGCUGUAUAGUAAAGAUGUACUGCUGUUGUGUUAGAACAUCCUUUACCUACUGGCCACUUGUCCUUGGUCUGCAGAGAGGGACUUAAUUAAAGCCAUUGCACAAAUGCUCUCAGCUCUUGAGCCUUUUUACAGUAAAUGGUUUUGCCUCCCCAGCUUUCAGGUGAAGGUGGGGUACAGGGCAGCUGUCCUGGUCACAAGCAGCUCUUUAGGUUAUCUAGUACUGCCUCAUAUUAACAGGGUUAAUGCUUUGAUUAAAGCUUUGAUUCUCUAGCACCCCACACCAGACACUAAUAGUGACAGUACAGCUGAGUAGAGCUGACUAAAAUCCUGUGGAAGUGAUUUUGUCCAUCAGCAUAAUGCAGAAAAGCUGGACUAAAAUCUCCACCUUGUAACCCAGUUAGGGCUGCACAGUAGAGGCAAGAGUGACCACCAGCCCCUGGGUUAAAGCUCCCCAUCAGGGUGUUUACUCCCACCUGUAUCCGUGUAGCUGUAGCACCAAAACAGCUGCUCCUGUAUUUACAUAAGGCAGGUUUUGGAUCCCACCCUGAGUUCCACCUGCUGCAGGACAGUCCCUGGUUAGAGCCCUUGUGGAAGCUGCAGCCUUACCUUAGAGCACAGGGUAGGUAGAACCUUUCAGUCUUAAUGGAUUUGUUCCGUUUUGUGGACAAUAGCAACAAAUUCAUCUGUUCUGUACAAUCAUUCCCUCCCCCUUUAUACUUAUGCACAAAAAAAGCUUAAGCUGGAUUUCAGUGUAUGAUUGAUGUUUGCAAUAUGUACUUUUUUUUUAAAAAUAUAACACAAUAAAUUAGAAGUUAUUUCAUAUUUA